AGCGCAAGCCAUAAACCCUAACACAGGGCUUUUCCCCUUCUCUCUCGCUCUCUUUCGCUGCGUCCUCGGUUAUGGCUUCUCGCAGGCUCUCAUCAUCUCUGCUCCGACCAUUCCUCCGUCGAUCUCUGCCGGAAUUUCAAGCUCCGACCCCUUUCCGGCUAUUCUCUGUCCCAAACUUUUCCACUCGCGUUUCUCCGAUCGCCAUUACAAAAUUACCUGGGACUGAGGUAUUCUCACAAUUUGAGUCCGGUAAUGGUUUAGCAUCAGUGCUGAGAAGCUCUGGAAUGGGCUUGUACCAGCCAGCUGGGGGGCUUGUACCGCCUUUUGCUAGCAGGUUUAUGUCAACAGAGGCAACUUCUGUUGAUUCUUCUUCUCAAGAUAGUUCGAUGCUGGAGCCUGAAGUUCCUCCUCGUAUCAAAUUUAAGAGAUUAGACAAAACUGCCAGGCACAUUAUGCAGAUUUUAGACAAGGAGGCAGUAGAGGAGGUGAGAGGGCAAAGAGAGAUACCUGACAUAAAGCCCGGUUAUAUUGUGCAACUCAAAGUGGAAGUACCUGAAAAUAAGAGGCGUGUCUCUAUUAUAAAAGGCAUUGUUAUCGCAAGACGUAAUGCUGGACUCAAUACUACAUUCAGAAUUAGGAGGCAGGUCGCUGGGGUUGGGAUUGAAUCUCUAUUCCCUCUGUAUUCACCUAACAUAAAGGAGAUAAAGGUGCUUGACAAGAAGAGAGUGAGAAGGGCCAAACUCUACUAUCUGAGGGAGAGAAUGAACCCACUUAAAAAUUGACAUCCAUCUUCAUCUUGGGGGACAUUUUUUAUGAUUCAUGAUCUGUCAUACUUAGUAUCUACAGUGUAUUUAUUUGCUUUUGUUGUGUCGUCAACUAGAUUUUUUGUUUCAAUGUGGCUUAUUACCACCUAAGAAUUAAGAUUAUGCAGUUUUAUUUCAAUCCUUAGAACCUGUCAUGUUUUGAAAGGGUAAUACGCAAGAAAUUGUAAUAAGAUGCAUUCGUGUUAAAAUUUUCUUGUAGGCAUGUUUUUCCCUGCCAUGUUAAAUUCUUGAAAAAUGGGCUAGCAUUUUAGCUGCCUUUUGUGCCAA
This is a messenger RNA of Glycine soja, 1091 nucleotides long. Its product is annotated as 50S ribosomal protein L19-1, chloroplastic-like. The record is from RefSeq and is a predicted model, not a curated record. Gene Ontology annotation, molecular function: structural constituent of ribosome. Gene Ontology annotation, cellular component: ribosome. Gene Ontology annotation, biological process: translation. The coding region runs from base 72 to 782 and encodes 236 amino acids. NCBI's taxonomy places the organism in Eukaryota, Viridiplantae, Streptophyta, Magnoliopsida, Fabales, Fabaceae. The transcript is spliced from 5 exons.